AUGGAGACGAUGAAGGAGAUCGCCGUGAACGUGAACGGCAAGGGCGCCAUGCAGCUGGUGACAACCCUGCGCGCCAUGAAGGACGGGCAGGUGCCCGCGGGCCGCGACGUCGUGUUCACGAGCGGCGAGGACGGCGUGCUGUACGUGACGGACCUGGCCGCCGAGAGCUCCGUGUACCAGGCCGAGGUGUGCGAGGGCUUCGUGCCGUCCUUCGCCGUGACGCCCGAGCAGAGCCAUGUGCUCAUCGUGUCCGACGACGACAGCAACGUGGCGUCCUACAGCCUGCCGCCCGACUGCCAGCUGGACCAGUUGCUGCGCCGCUCCACCGUCUCCAUCCGCCAGGUCGCGUGCUCGACGCAGUUCGUGGCCAUCGCGGACGAGGAGCCCGUGGUGCGCGUGCUGCUGCGAAGCAACACGGAGCAGGUGAUCCUGGCUGAGGGGGCCACGGGCGCCAUCAAGAGCGUGGUGCUGGACCCGCAGGAGAAGUAUCUGUGCGCCAGCAGCGAGGACGCGACGGUGCGCGUCUUCGCGCUGGACGUGGCGGCGCAGCGGGCCACGGAGGCCAAGCGCUUCAGCAUCAAGCACGGAGACAUUAGGCACGACGACGUGCUGCUGCGCUGUGCGUGGCAGCCCGGAGACAAUCGCAAGUUGCUGGCGGUGCCCAUGGACAAGGGCAUUGUCGAGCUGUUCGAGAGGGAUACGUGGUCGUCCAAGGGCAGGUUGAUGCUCCCCAUUGGCAGGAGCACCGCGGCCGAUGUGGAUAUCUUGUCCUUCUCGCCUAACGGACAGUACCUGGCCGCUGCCACGUGCGCGAAGGAGGUGUUUGUGUGGGAGCUGGAGACGCAGACUGUGCUGCGCUCGUUCAAGAUCGACUACCCGGCACUGGGAGUGCAGUUCGCCAACAAGAGCAACGCGCUAGUGAUUUAUCACACGGGCGGCAAGCUGGCGUUCGUGAAAGACGUGAUCCCCGCGGGACACACGCCGCCGCAACACACGGUUGGCUUGCCGACUACGGCUGCAACUACUGCACCGGUCAAUUCCUCGCAGCUGCGUAAGAAGAGCUUGAAGGCGUCGGCGUUUGUGGAGGACGAGGCUGAAGUGGACGGCAAGCACGAUGAUGAGGACGAAGAGGAGGUGAGCUUCGAUGACGACAACGAGGCGCGCGUGGAGGCCAUCAAGGCCAGCUUUGGCUUUGGUGCGGCUGCGAACGCUGCCAAUGACGACCAGGUUGAAGACGAGGACGUCUCGAUGUCUGCUGGGACUACUUCCAAGUCCUCGGGGCAGGAGGUAUCUCCGCUGCGCACAGUCACGGAGCCCUUCCAGCCGGGUAGCGUAAUGGACCCCACUGGACGGAGCAGCAGUGCGACGUCGCUGCUGGCGUGGACGCCGGAAGGAGAGAUCGAGGUGAUCCGCGGAGCGAGCAUGAGCGAGAACCUGGUGAAGGUUGAGUUCACCGACAAGUCUCGACGUGGGUUCAAGUUCAACGACAACUACAUGUUCUCCAUGGCCUUCCUGGACGACUAUGGCGCCGUGUUUGCCGUGCCUCGACGUGCUCGUGAAGACUGGGAGGACCUCGAGGCAGGCUCGAGCGAGAGCGACGUUAUCAGCAGCUUCGUGUUCUACCGCCCGUUCGAGUCCUGGGCCAGCAACAGCUCGUGGCACAAGACCUUGCCCGAGGGGGAGGACGCCGAGUGCGUUGCCGCUGGCCGUGAGUUCUGCGCAGUGGCCACCUCGCUGCAGACUCUGCGCAUUUACACAACCAGUGGCAUCGACUACGCGCUGCUACGUCUUCCUGGCCGCGUCGUGACCAUGACAGCGAAGGAAUCUCUUCUGGCCGUCGUGUACCAGGGUCUACACGGGCAGAUGCUCUACCAGCUCCUCCGCAUCCAGGUGGACUCGUCCCGCGAGCGCGUCGUGCUGGUCUCGAAGGGCGAUCUGCCCAUGACGCCCCCACCACGCGAUGUCUUCGCGUCACACAAGGAGAACGAGAUGACCCGGGAAGACCCGUCGAACUGGUCCAAGCUCACGUGGCUCGGCUUCGACGAUCGCCAGAUCCUGUACGCUGUGGACUCGUUCUCGUGCGUGCAGGCGCUGUCGCCCAGCACGGGCUGGAGCUGGUUCCCGAUCGGCUGCGUGGGCAAUGCGCUGCAGAAGAAGCCCGAAGACCGUCACGGCGUGUUCACGCUGGGCGUCGUCAACGACUCGCUGCUGUACUUCCCGCUGGAGAAGGGAGCUCGGGCCCCCAAGCUGCGCGGCAACCACCGCCCCGUGCCCGGCACCUUCCCCCUGCGCACGGCGUCCUUCCCGAAGACGUCAAAGAAGAACGAGGACGCGUCCAAUGGCCACAUGUGGCAGAACGUGCGUCUGUGUGGGCUGGAGGCUAUCGCCAACGAGAUGAACGCCGACCAAGUCGCGGACCAAGUCGUGCACGAACAGGCCGAGAUAGACAAGGCGCUGAUCCUGAUGAUGAAGAUGGCGUGCUCGAACGACGAGCCUGCGCGCGUGCUGGACCUGGCCAAGUGCCUGCACCUGGAGAAGUCGCACCAGAUUGCGCAGAAGCUCGCCAUCCACUUCCAACUGCGCCAGCUGCAGUCGCAGCUCUACGAGCUCUACCGCGUCAAGUUCGAAGAGCCGAAGCGGCUGGAGCAGGAGGCGGCGAUGCAGAUGCAGGCCGCCUCGCAGCCGCGCCGGCAGCCAACAGCCUCGUACCGCUCUACCUUCCAGGAGGAGGACGCUCCCGAGUCACGAGAAGUGGAACCGCUCCGUCGUGCGCGCAGCAUUCUGUCGCGACCGCCGGCCUCGUCGCCCCGCGAAGACGAGCAGCACGACACCGAGGACGCGGCCUCCGCUGACGGAACGCAGGAGGACCAGGCGCCGGGAUCUCCGAAGGCCUCAAGCCGGAGCAAGACCAGCAGUUCCACCGCCGCUGCACGCGUGGAGCGGUCCGUGGCGCCGGCGAACCCGUUCCUCAAGAAGCCCGGCGGUUCCACGGCGUCUCCCUCGGGCAGCAAGAAGACGGGUCUGCAGCGGCUGGCGAAGUUCGCGUCGCCGCCGCCCGCCAAGAAGCAGCGCCGGUCGACGACGUGGAAGAAGUAA
Phytophthora sojae is the source of this 3096-nucleotide messenger RNA. RefSeq lists its product as hypothetical. NCBI's taxonomy places the organism in Eukaryota, Oomycota, Peronosporomycetes, Peronosporales, Peronosporaceae. Gene Ontology annotation, biological process: DNA repair; mitotic cell cycle; DNA-templated DNA replication. The coding region runs from base 1 to 3096 and encodes 1031 amino acids. The record is from RefSeq and is a predicted model, not a curated record. Gene Ontology annotation, cellular component: nuclear replication fork. Gene Ontology annotation, molecular function: chromatin binding; protein binding. The transcript has a single exon.